This is a messenger RNA of Erigeron canadensis, 435 nucleotides long. RefSeq lists its product as uncharacterized. The transcript has a single exon. Bases 1 to 435 code for a protein of 144 amino acids. The record is from RefSeq and is a predicted model, not a curated record. NCBI's taxonomy places the organism in Eukaryota, Viridiplantae, Streptophyta, Magnoliopsida, Asterales, Asteraceae.
AUGAGAGGUAAGGCAACAUCUCAAAAGAAGACGGUAACAAUCAUUCGGAUCAUCAAGACCCCUAUACGGGCUCUGCGUAAAGCCAAAGAUAUUUACAUCAAAGGCAUUACCAAAUUUAGCACAACGUAUAAACGCCCCACGAUGAUCUUUCAAGAUUCUAACCUUCCUUCGAAGCUUACCAGGGCUAAUUCUAUGGGAGUGACUAGAAAUUGUGAGUUUGAACUUGACACGUGCGUGACAGAAAAGCAAGAGGACCAACUACAACAACCAUGUGGGUUGAAGAAAGGUCUGCAGAGGAGUUACACUGUUGCGAUGGGGAGAAUCGAUGAAGAUAGAGUUUCUUCGUUCAGAGAAGACCAUAUUGUUUUCAAAAGGAAUUUGGUUGUCAAAAUUACAGCUUCAAGGCUUUCUAGGAGUGAAUCACGUCGAAUUUAG